AUGCCCAGGGAUGAAGCUCAAGAUCUGCUCCUGGUUGACCAGAAUGGAAUUAAUAGGCUGGAAUCUCAGUCCUUACUUCCAGGGUCUCCCAGUGAGGAGCGCGACGCGGUAACCCCUUUUGAUACAGCUCCCCAUUCCCCGGCCUCUUUUCCCAUCCUGUCCGAUGAAACACAGCACCAGCGGCAAUCCUCGUUCGCUCAACCAGUGGCUGACGGCCAACGGCGGACUCCUCGCACCUUGAAUCGCGUUAGAUUUGACCUUGAAGACGACACGGAAGACGAGCAUCGAUCGAAUGGCUAUCCUCGACACUCGGAAGACUCGUGGCUAGAGGAGGAAGACUACGCCCGCGGGGACAAUACUCGGUCAGGAAGGAGUGCCACAGGGCAGACGGUCCCUCUUCUGACAGAUAUAGAAGCCCCGAGUGUCACUCUCGCAACGUCCGAAGACUUCUUUCCCGAGGAGCACCUUGAGAAUGCUAGGCCGAGAAGUGGAAUGCGAAUGGCCUUUAUGAAUAUGGCGAACAGUAUCAUAGGAGCUGGUAUCAUCGGACAGCCUUAUGCACUACGGCAGGCAGGAAUGCUGAUGGGCAUAACACUCUUGGUUGUGCUUACAGUCGCAGUGGACUGGACCAUUCGAUUGAUAGUGAUCAACUCCAAAUUGAGCGGCGCGGAUUCAUACCAGGCUACCAUGCAACACUGUUUCGGGAAAAGUGGCCUCAUUGCUAUAUCCAUUGCUCAAUGGGCCUUUGCGUUCGGCGGGAUGAUCGCAUUCUGUAUUAUUGUUGGCGACACCAUACCGCAUGUACUCAGCUCAUUGUUCCCUUCACUCCGAGAUAUGUCGUUUCUCUGGCUUCUUACCGACAGACGAGCAGUAAUAGUCCUUCUUACCCUGGGGAUUUCUUACCCAUUGUCUCUAUAUCGGGAUAUAGCCAAGCUGGCCAAAGCGUCUACUUUAGCGCUACUGAGUAUGGUGAUCAUUCUAGUCGCUGUGCUAACGCAGGGUUUUCGUGUUCCCUCGGAAUCUCGGGGGGAGGUGAAAAGUCUGUUGUUUGUUAACUCCGGCUUCUUCCAGGCUGUUGGAGUAAUAUCUUUCGACCACAACAGCCUCCUCAUAUAUGGCUCUCUGAAGAAGCCAACUUUGGAUCGCUUUGCGAGGGUGACCCAUUACUCCACCGGAGUUUCACUCACGAUGUGCCUGAUUAUGGGCAUCUCGGGCUUUCUUUUCUUCGGUUCCCAAACUCAAGGAAACGUGCUCAACAACUUCCCAUCUGAUAAUAUCAUGGUCAAUAUAGCACGAUUCUGCCUUGGCUUGAACAUGCUCACGACUUUGCCAUUGGAGGCUUUUGUCUGCCGUGAAGUCAUGACAACUUAUUACUUUUCGGAUGAGCCAUUCAAUAUGAAUCGGCACAUAAUUUUCACGUCGGCGCUGGUUGUGUCAGCCAUGACCAUGGCUUUGAUUACCUGCGACCUUGGAGCGGUAUUCGAACUCAUCGGGGCAACAAGUGCCGCCGCUCUUGCAUACAUCUUUCCUCCUCUGUGUUAUAUUAAGCUAAGCAAUGCCUCUCGGAAGGCUAAGAUUCCCGCAUAUUUGUGCAUUGUCUUUGGGAUAACUGUCAUGGGGGUUAGCCUACUGCAGGCAAUUGCACAAAUGAUCAGGAGUAAGUGUUGA
Messenger RNA from Aspergillus pseudonomiae, 1668 nucleotides. RefSeq names its product putative amino acid transporter. The record is from RefSeq and is a predicted model, not a curated record. Lineage: Eukaryota; Fungi; Ascomycota; Eurotiomycetes; Eurotiales; Aspergillaceae. Gene Ontology annotation, biological process: amino acid transmembrane transport. Gene Ontology annotation, cellular component: endoplasmic reticulum. Gene Ontology annotation, molecular function: amino acid transmembrane transporter activity. The coding region runs from base 1 to 1668 and encodes 555 amino acids. The transcript is spliced from 4 exons.